UUCUGGCCUUUGUCAGAAUUGUUCGCGACUUCUCAAAGAAUUCGCUGCUCGUUUAAGUAAAGCCUGCAGAGAGUUUGAAAUGAAAAUAAGGGACGUUUUCAGAGAGCUUUCUCGGUGCACCUGCUUUAGGAUUCCACCUGAGAGCAGUUUCUUGAGGAGGACGACUCAAGAGUUGCCCCCUUUACACCUCCUGUAUGAUGAUGAAACCCAGCUGCUCAGUCAGGAAGGUCUGCAAACACUGAGCAGACUUGCAGCCUCAGAAAACACUGAUCUCCAAAUGACUGCAGCCAUGUAUUAUUUACAUCUCAGUCAGCACUUGAAAUCUCCAUUACCAGAUGCCUUCAUGGAGCCGGUCAUGGCUUUACUCUUAUCAACCGAUCUGGAUGUGCAGAAGACUAUCUCUCUUGCCUUGGUCAAUCUGUUAGUGAGGAAGAAUGUGUGUAAAGAGUUGGUGAUUGAAAUGGGGAUGCUGGUGCCUAUACUGGAGUUGUUCCAGUCUGGUGAUGCAACUGCUCAGUGUCACUCCUGUGCCUGCGUCGCCCUGCUGGCCUCCUCAGAAUCAAACAGAGAUGCUCUCAUGGUGGAUGGAAUCAUACCACUGCUGGCUUUAGCAAAAUCCUACGACCCACAGGUGCAGCAGAGCGCAACCUGGGCUUUGUUACAUCUCACACAGUCAGAUUGGUCAACAAGGAUUUUGUGUCAAGCAGGAGCGAUUCCCGUCCUGGUUCUUCUGCUGCAGUCCUCUGAUUCAGAGGUUCAGUUUUGCAGCUGCACUGCUCUGUGCAACAUCGCCGCUAUCCAGGAGCAUCACCCGAAGCUGCUCAGCAUUGGGGGUCAUUAUUUGUUGAAGUCUCUUUUGACUCUCAUGUCUUCCUCUGUUCAAAAGAAUUCAGCUCAAGCAUGCAGAUGCCUACAAACACUCUCAAAGAAUGUUCUAAUUCAGGAGCAGCUGAUGGAGCUGGACUGUGUGUUGCCUCUGAAGGCGCUCCUGAAAACAUCUACCGCAGUGUGGGCUAAGCCAGCUGUAACACUCCUGUCUGUGCUGUCUGCACACCCACCAAACAAUGAAUUCCUCGUGAGUGAAGGACUCUUGGAUGAAAUCGGUCAGCUGCUUCACCAUCACAGGUCCAGCUCUGCUAUAAUCACACACAGCUGUGUGAUAAUCACUAACCUGUGUAGCUCUCAUAUGGGUCAGCAGGCUGUGAUGGAAAAUCUGUGUUUACCAGGCCUCCUCUGGGCCCUUGUGUCUCCCGCCCUGUUAGAUGAGACCUUGCUGCAUGUGACAUCAUGCUUACAUCAUCUGAUAACCUUGGAUACACUUAGGUCUAUCCUGUCAGCAGCAAUAACAGCAGAACAAGUUUCAGGGCUGGUGAAGCUGUCUGGACAAAUACAGAAUCCUCUGUUGUCAUACAACUGUGCAGCCAUCAUGAGCAAACUAGAAAUGACUGAGGAGGUCAUCAGGUUGCUGAGACCUCACUACACGACCAUGUCGGAGUACCUGUUGGUUUUUCUCAAAAUGAAAGAUGUUAAAUUCCAGCAGCUGGGCAUAGUUACAAUAUUCAACCUCAAGAAAGAUGGAGACUUUUCCUCUCUGCUGGCGAACAGUGAGCUGGAGGUCCAGCUCAGGACGGUGCAUGUGCAGACAGAGGAAACCAGACGUCUGCUGCAAAUGAUUCAGCCUCUUUCUCCAUCCUCUGUUGACCCUUGACUUUCUCUGACUGUA
Molecule: messenger RNA, 1723 nt
Organism: Seriola dumerili (greater amberjack)
Lineage: Eukaryota; Metazoa; Chordata; Actinopteri; Carangiformes; Carangidae
Product: vacuolar protein 8-like
Exons: 13
Coding region: 80-1708 (542 amino acids)
Biological process (GO): nucleus-vacuole junction assembly
Molecular function (GO): protein binding; protein-membrane adaptor activity
Source: RefSeq, a predicted model, not a curated record